AGAAUCUCUACAGCUGAAACAAAGAAUGAUCAAGAAUCCCAGUCACCAAGGAUCAAAGCUGACAACCCUGAUGAUAUCACGUCCAUGUUUAACAGCUACUUUGCUUCAGUAUUUGAUUCUGAUGACUCUUUGAGGGAAGAAACCAGCCAUGAACUCGAAACUCCAGUCUUAUUUGAGAUCAUUCUGACAGUUGAGGAAGUUCAAGCAGUUCUUCAAACAUUGGAUGUUACAAAAGCCACAGGACCUGCCAACGUCCCAGCCCGUCUGCUUAAAGAAACUGCUCCUGUUAUUUCAACGUCUUUGUGCACGCUUUUUAAUAAGUCCCUAAGUGAAGGUGCUCUCCCGGAAGAUUGGAAAAUCGCUAACAUAAUUCCUGUGUACAAGAAAGGUGAAAAAGAAUAUACUGAAAACUAUCGGCCAAACUCACUCCUUUCAAUUGUGUCAAAAGUUUUGGAACGCUGCGUCUUUUCUAACAUCAGGGAGCAGCUGUACCAGGUAAUUAAGACCUCGCAGCACGGAUUCAAUAGAGGAAAAUCAUGCGUGACCAAUCUUCUCGAAGUUUUCAACUAUAUUGGCUCGAUUUUGGAUGUUGGAGGUCAAGUCGAUGCUGUGUAUCUUGACAUGUCUAUUGGCCUUUUUAAGAAUCAAGUUUGUUGA
Messenger RNA from Paramuricea clavata, 657 nucleotides. The record is from the annotation of a GenBank genome assembly. NCBI's taxonomy places the organism in Eukaryota, Metazoa, Cnidaria, Anthozoa, Malacalcyonacea, Plexauridae.